AUGAGCGUAGCACAACUUGCAUCAUUCAAAAUACCGGCAAUUGACAAUGAAACCAUGAAGCACUAUCAACCACAGUCGGCUGAUAGAGCAGGACUCACACAGGCUUUGAAGGAUCUCGAAGCCACCUUCCCACAAUCAGUUCCAAUCAUUAUCAACGGAGAGAGACAAUCUUCUGGUUUGAAGAGCACCGGAAAGCAGCUCAACCCUGGCCAGCACUCUCAAGUCGUUGCCACUUACGAGGAAGCCAGCGACGCUCAGGUUGACGCUGCCAUUAAGGGCGCCCUCGACGCUAAGAAGUCUUGGGAAGCAAUGCCUUGGAAUGACAAGGCUGCUAUCUUCAUGAAGACCGCUGACCUCAUCUCAACCAAAUACAGAUAUACCCUUAUGGCCGCUACUAUGCUUGGUCAGGGUAAGAACACAUGGCAAGCUGAGAUCGACGCUGCUGCCGAGCUCGCUGAUUUCUUGAGAUUUGGUAUCAAAUAUGUUGAAGAGAUGUACGCUGUCCAGCCACCAAAGAACUCCCCAACCGUCUGGAACCGUACCGAAUACAGACCACUCGAGGGUUUCGUCAUGGCUGUAUCACCAUUUAACUUUACUGCUAUUGGUGGUAACCUCCCAGCUGCCCCAGCAAUGGUUGGCAACACUGUCGUCUGGAAACCAUCUCCAAUGGCCACACUCUCCAACUACAUUGUUUACCAAAUCCUCGAAGAAGCUGGUUUGCCAAAGGGUGUCAUUCAAUUCGUUCCAGGCCCACCAGCUGAGAUUGUCGGUCGCGCGGUCAACAACCCAGACUUCUCUGCUCUCCACUACACGGGAUCUACUCAAGUCUUCAAGCACCUUUGGAAGACCAUCUCAAGCAACUUGGACAUUUACAAGGGUUACCCAAGGAUUGUCGGUGAGACUGGUGGUAAGAACUUCCACUUGGUCCACAAUUCUGCUCCUAUUAAGCCAACUGUCAUCCAAACUAUAAGAGCAGCAUUCGAGUACCAAGGCCAAAAGUGCAGUGCAUGUUCAAGACUCUACGUUCCAUCAUCAUUGUGGAAGAAUGGCUUUGAGAAGGAGCUGGUCGAGCAAGUCAACAGUAUAACUGUCGGAAAGGUCCAAGACUGGAACCACUUUAUGGGUCCUGUCAUCAACAAGCCAGCAUUCGACAAGAUCACUGGUUACAUCAAGAAGGCACAAGAUGUUGGUGACAAGGUCAUUGCCGGUGGCAGUGGUGAUGACAGCGAGGGAUACUAUGUCAAACCAACAGUCAUCGUCACCACCAACCCUAAGACAGUGACCAUGACUGAGGAAAUCUUUGGUCCAGUAAUCACCGUCUAUGUAUACGAGGAUGCAGACUUUGAGAAGACUGCUGAGCUCGUCGAUUCAACAACGACUUACGCCCUCACUGGUGCACUCUUCGCCAGAGACAGAGCAGCCGUGAUCAAGGGACAAGCACUCUUGCGCAACUCAGCUGGUAACUUUUACAUUAACGAUAAGUGCACUGGUGCCGUUGUCGGUCAGCAGCCAUUCGGUGGUGCUAGAGCGUCUGGUACGAAUGACAAGGCAGGUGCACCAUCACUCUUUUCGAGAUUCGUUAGCGCGAGAUCGAUCAAGGAGGCAUUUGUUGAGCCAACUGACUACGUGUACCCAUCCAACCUUUAA
Molecule: messenger RNA, 1647 nt
Organism: Wallemia ichthyophaga EXF-994
Lineage: Eukaryota; Fungi; Basidiomycota; Wallemiomycetes; Wallemiales; Wallemiaceae
Product: Delta-1-pyrroline-5-carboxylate dehydrogenase
Exons: 5
Coding region: 1-1647 (548 amino acids)
Cellular component (GO): mitochondrial matrix
Molecular function (GO): L-glutamate gamma-semialdehyde dehydrogenase (NAD+) activity
Source: RefSeq, a predicted model, not a curated record